GGGCAAUUAUGAAGUCUCUGCUUUACUUCGCUGUAUUCUGCUUGGUUGCCGCCGUCACUUCGGCUGGCUACUAUGGUGGCUAUGGCCUUGGCUAUGGACUUGGACUGGGCUACGGGGGACUCGGCUACGGACUGGGAUACGGCCUCGGGUAUGGAGGUCUUGGAUAUGGACUCGGAUACGGCCUCGGAGGGUACGGCCUUGGUUACGGCUUGGGAUACGGAGGAUAUGGCUUAGGAUACGGAGGCCUUGGAUACGGCGGCUAUGGCUACAAGAGGUACAUCGGUUAUGGAGGCUUUUAUGGUUGAAGGACUAGGUCUGACGUUGUCAAAUAAAUAUUCGCUAC
This is a messenger RNA of Ornithodoros turicata, 343 nucleotides long. RefSeq names its product keratin-associated protein 21-1-like. The coding region runs from base 9 to 305 and encodes 98 amino acids. The record is from RefSeq and is a predicted model, not a curated record. The transcript has 2 exons. NCBI's taxonomy places the organism in Eukaryota, Metazoa, Arthropoda, Arachnida, Ixodida, Argasidae.